CCCCCUCCCCCGCCCAGGCCGCUGCCCCCCUACGGGCUCGACAAGGCCAAGUUCUUCAAGGCGGCCCUGGAGCGAGCGGCCCCGGCGCCCGGCAGUGGGGACGACGUCCGGCACCUGCUGAGCCGCAGGAAAUCCAGCUUUAGCGGGCAUUUCAAGUGGCUCCUCUACAACAGGGCGGUGCCUUCCUUAAUCCAAGAGGGGCCUCAGUGCGGGCUGGUGGCACUGUGGAUGGCGGGCUCCCUCCUCAGUCUGUCCCAGGACGUCUCCCUGGAGAGGAUCGUGCAGGUGGCACUGGAGAGAGGCUACACCGCCCAAGGGGAAAUGUUCUCAGCGGCUGACAUGGCCCAGCUGGCCGAGGAGCUGUUCCAGUGCCGGGCCGAGCUGCUCUCGGGAGGUCUCGAGGGAGAGAACCGAGGCAGGAUCCUUCGCCAUCUGACCGCUGGCUGCCCCCUGCUACUGCCCUACGACGAGGACUCCAACCACGAGCCCUGCAGGAGACGCGGCUACAAAGCCCACUGGGCCGUCGUCUCAGGACUCCUGCUGGGCCUCAGGGGCGGCGCCCUCAGCCCGGCCUGCCAGGAGGACGGGGAGAUCGCCGGCCUCUUCCACCCCAGCCCAGCCUGCCCCCCGCCUGCCCCGGAGGACGUGCUGGAGAUCUACCUGCUCUCCAAGCAGGGCAAGAGCUGGCGCCCCCAGCUGUGGAGCUACCGGCAGGCACACGAGAGCAACGCCCAGCUGACCGACUUCUGCCCCAAGCGGGUGGGCGACGGCAAGGUCUACGUGGUGCCCGCGGGAGGCGUGAGGGCAGGGCUCUGCGGCAAGACCGUGCUGCUGCACCCGCGGACCGCACCGAGCGCCCUGCCCCAGCCAGCCGGGCCCCCCCCUGCUGCCGAGUGCUAGGCGCCACCGGAGCACCCGCCUGCUGCAAACUCCCUGCCCAUGCUACAAGGGACAGCGGGGCCUAGUGGGUGGAGCACUGAUCUGGGACUCAGUGGGGCAUGGCUCUGCCGCUCUUCCCCUCUCUGUGCCUCAGUUUCCCCUCUGCAAAAUGGGGCCAAUGAUCCUGCCCUCCUUUGCAGGCGCCUGGAGACGGAGCGGUGCACGGGGAGGGGCAGAGCGUAGCAUACUCAGACCCACUGAGGAGACAGCCGCUGGGGUUAAAGUGCCGGGUGCGGCCCCGGCCCCUUUUUGCUGAUGCCCGCCGGCCUGCGGCCGUGGGGGAGGAGCAGCUAUUUCAGGCCCUCUCCAGAGGCACUACUGCUCUUCUACCCAGUGACGCUUUUCAGAAUGUCCCAGAUUCCUGGUUUGGGGCCACGGCGCCAGGAAACGGCAGGUACUUGUGGCCGGCUCUGAAAAUAACUUAACGCUUCCUGUCUGCCACCCGCCACUGUUAGCUCUUGAGAGCAGGGACUGGCUCUCAGUCGGGGUCUGGGCAGCGCCCGGUCCGACGGGGCCCUGAUCUCGGGCGGGGUCUGGGCAGCGCCCGGUCCGACGGGGCCCUGAUCUCGGGCGGGGUCUGGGCAGCGCCCGGCGCAAUGGUCUCGGAUCUCUAGAGUUGCUGUCAUACAGCGAACUUGGGAACUUUAACCCAUGCCCAGCAAACAUGCAUUAAAGACAAAGGCUGUUUGGUUUCCACA
Molecule: messenger RNA, 1637 nt
Organism: Malaclemys terrapin pileata
Lineage: Eukaryota; Metazoa; Chordata; Testudines; Emydidae
Gene: ACTMAP
Product: actin maturation protease
Exons: 6
Coding region: 229-900 (223 amino acids)
Source: RefSeq, a predicted model, not a curated record